UAUGAUCAACCAGUGCGGACGAACUAUCCACUCAGCAGGCGAUAUCAUCUACUCACAAGGCGGGCUUUACUAUCCUCCAAAUACCAACUGUACGGUUACCAUAGCAACACCCACUGGUGAUGGUCGAGUGUUCUUACAGCUCCUUGAAAGUGAAUUAAAUUCAAAUGAAGAUUGCAAUGAUGACUACCUUGAGAUCGAUGACAUCAGUAAUGCCAUCGACAAGAGGCGGAUCUGUGGCACGACGUCGCCCAUGGAAGUGAUUUCUGAGGGCUCCUUUCUCCGUCUUCAUCUGGUCUCUGACGGGAUCGGGAAUGGACGUGGCUGGUUUGGGGUUUUCACAAGCGUUCUGCCAGCAGGUAUCUCCCUCUGUCUAGGUUAUGAUAGAUUCCAAUGCAGCAACGGUCGUUGUAUACCUUCUGUUCUUCGAUGUGACUCAGUCAACCACUGUGGCGAUAGCUCGGAUGAAACAAUUGGGUGUGAAGAUGAGCUUCCAUAUUACCUUGGAGAUGGGGUGAUAAAGAAAAAUGAAGCUGUUUACAUCGGGCUUGCCAUUGGUUUCACUGCCAUCUUUGCCAUCUACUUCGCAGCUGUUUGCACCCGGGACACGUGCAAACAAAUCAAACGCAGGGUGAAGAAAUUAACAACCAGGGAGCCGGAAGAGGACAAGGUCCCAACCGAAGACGAGUUUGAGGCAGAGCUUCGACAAGCACUAAUGGGUAGUCAAAUGUAUGAUAGACGGGUUAGCCAGCCUUAUGAUACUACCCUGAAUACCAUCACCGGUGGGGAGCUUGCCCGGCAGCUCAAGUUAGAACUUCGAAAGAUCCAGGAGAAUGGAACAGACCCUGGGCAUCGUCGGUCAAAUCCCCAGGCCGCAAUGCAAAGGUCCGUCAAUUACAGUUAUGACAAAAUUAAUAGCACUACCGAAUUGAUUCAUCUUAUUGAUAGGGAGAACAAUAAUCAUUCUGACCAUGGUCGAGACAAUUAUCACUACGUUCCUAGCCCUCAAAGUGAGCAUAGAUUAUCUUUUGAAUACAUUCCAAGCGUUGUAGUUAGCGAGGAUGGCGAGGAGAACAAAAAGGCAGUAUUGUAUGAUCCUGCUGAAGAUCUGGGUAUGCCUAGAAAUUCCUUACAUGGUCUAUACAAGAAACGAUCUUCAAAAUCUAGUGUUUCAUCUAUUCCGGAAGAUCAAUUGCCUUCACAUUCAGGAGGAGAUCCUUCUACUGACCCUAGGAAGGUUGGAACGUUUUCCAGGUUUAGUGUUAAAGCAGUUCCUGAAGAUAAGUUGCAAUCAAACUCAGAUCAAAGUCGGAGUAAAGGUGUUUCCCGUUUUAAAGUUAAGUCAGUUCCCGAAGAUAUGUCAUCUAAAUCAGUGCAGGAUGAUUCAUCCACUCUGGUACAAUCCUCACCAUCUAGAACGAGGUUUAGCGUGUCUAGGAUUCCUGAAGACAAAACCCAGGUACAACCCCAAAUUCAAAGAUCUAGUUCAACACCUACUUCGUCCAAAUUUAGUGUUAGUUCAGUUGAUGAGAGUGAAAUGAGGAAGGGAGAUGCAUCGCAGGCAAGAAGAGCUAGUGAUGUUCCUGAUGGAGAUAUCCCAGCAGAUAGAUAUCUCCAAGUGCCUUCACAUCGGAGAAGUUUCGCUGGUGUUGGAAGAACAGUAUCGUCUGUCUCAAAGCAACCAUCGAGCCGCUUCGCCAUGCAACUUGUUGAAGACCCUCUUCAGGAAAAAGCAACUGAUUCAAAAGAUCGCAGCCUUAAAAAUGAUUCAGAAAAAAGUACAGAGAUUGAUUCUGGUGUCAAAUCAGAUGUUGGCGAUAAAAUGUCAGUACCUGCGAAGAAAAAUCCUAGUCGUUUCACAGUGCAGAGGGUAGAAGAAGAGCCAAAGGAUGCAGAGCCAAAGAAACUUAUAAGCAUUUUGAAGAAAUUUGAAACCCUACCUGAUGGCACUCGUUCGUACACCAAACAAUCGAGCCGUGGACGGGUUCGCAGAGCUAGCGAGGGUGCGUCCUUAGACAGUCCUGAUGGUGAGGAUGAUCUCCCUGCUUUACCAGCUACUGUCCAUGGGUUUACCAGCGUCAAAUUCUGGGACGAAAAACAUGGGACAUAUUCGUAUAUCUCUCAUCUAUGACAACACAGCAAUGCAUUAAUUGACUUUGAUUAUGUAUGACUUUGUUUGAUUUUUAACUAAUGAAGGGAAGUAGAUUUGUGUGUGACUAUACGGUAUAUCUUGGCCUCAAUAUUAGCAGAGUCAACAAGAAAUUGAGGUAAAUUGAAUGUGUCUAUUUAGGUAAGCAUAACACUUUUUAAACUCAAUAACUCCAAAACUAGGAGUGAAUUGGUUGGAAGCAUACACAAGAGCCAUCAUGUCUCAAUCAAUGAGUGACAUUUAGCUGUUAAUGACUGGAACAACUUUCCGAUCUGAGAUGUGAAUAAUUGAUUAACGCUGCCAUGAAUUUGUGAAAAUAAGAUAUAGGUUCUGACACAGUGCCGAUUUGAGGUAUAGAUUAAAGAGCAGUUCCUAUAUACCUAUUAGGCAGCCGGCAUCUUGGAAUCACAAAUCUGUAUGCAUAGCUACGAUUUUCUUGUAACUCUGAAGAUACAAGCAGUGGUGGAUCCAGGGGGGGGGGGGGUCACAUCCGGCCCAUGCCGCCCCCCCCCCUUUGAGUUGAGAGCCAUAGUCAAUAUUUUUAAUGUUAAUAUGCCGUUCCCCUCUUUUGAAAGUUACAGCAUAUUUUUAAUGGAAAUAUGUCGUUCCUACACAAGUGAGGACCUUUUUUUUGUUAUUCCGGAAAUCCCCCCCCCCCUUUAGAAAAUCCUGGAUCCUCCCCUGGAUACAAGAAUAUAUUUUGUCUUAAGACAAUUUUCAGAAUAUGGCCCCAGGAGAGUUGAUCAGUUUCAAGUCAUUUAAUAACUGCUCAGAUUCUUUUGGGGAGAUUCUAUUUUUCGUAUUCUACCAUUUGUUGUUUGCAUACCCAUAUUUUUUAAUGCAGAGAUAUACUUUUCAGUCAUAGUAUUUGGCCCAUUUUAUAUGCUAUACUUUGAGAACUGUUCUUACAAAAGUUUGUUAACAAAAGUUUAUUAAUGGAAGAUUGUUAACAAAGGUAAUGGGGACACUUUGAUGACGUGGUACAUGGCCAGCUUAUAAGGAAUCUUCUACAUCACAAUGAUAUUACAUUAUUUAUUCAGCCUGUUAGAGACUCCAUAAAGUAUUGUAGAAAUUGCCUUUGUAAUCAAUAAUUUAUGAUUUCUCUCACUUUCUUCAAACUUUCACCAUUUUGCUUCUCAGAUUUCUUUUUUAACUUGUCACUUGGUGCGAAUUCCCUUUGAAUUAAAGACAUUUGUCCUCGGAUUGAAGUUUGAAUGUGAGAUUUUGUCUAAUUUAGACGAUUAGUUAUAUUUAUUUACUUAUUUAAUCCUAAAUCAGAAAGAUGUAUUUCAAAAAAUAUAUAGGCUUAAACACUGUAUAUGUCUGAUUUCAAUGAGAGUUGUUGUGUGUUGUUCCAGUCGAUUUUAAAAACAAAUUAUUUUAAACAAAAUAUGUUUUGACCUGAAAGUUACUAACACGAUGGUAAUAUGGAGGAGUUGGAGACUGGUCAAAAGUUGCUGCUUUAAUCUGAAAUGACAAAGAUUUAAUUAUCAUUAAUGUAUUUAUAUUUAGUGGAAACAAUGACAACAUUUGUGUUAUGACUUCAUACAGUAAUAAUUAUGAUUUAUAAUAAGCAAUACCUGCUGAUCCGAAUGAAAGCAUUUUUAUAAAUAAAUGAUUAAUUUAAAUUAUUUUA
This is a messenger RNA of Lytechinus pictus (painted urchin), 3782 nucleotides long. RefSeq lists its product as uncharacterized. NCBI's taxonomy places the organism in Eukaryota, Metazoa, Echinodermata, Echinoidea, Temnopleuroida, Toxopneustidae. The transcript is spliced from 4 exons. Gene Ontology annotation, molecular function: protein binding. Bases 2 to 2128 code for a protein of 708 amino acids. The record is from RefSeq and is a predicted model, not a curated record.